Molecule: messenger RNA, 1976 nt
Organism: Thamnophis sirtalis
Lineage: Eukaryota; Metazoa; Chordata; Lepidosauria; Squamata; Natricidae
Source: RefSeq, a predicted model, not a curated record
CUUUCCACAGAGCUGCCCUGCACCGAGACCAUCCCGAAGCCGCUGGAAAUCGGCUCCCGCUGCAGCAAGACGCGGAGGCCAGCGCAGGCUUAGCGCUUCCCGUUCCCCCCCGGAGCAGCGAACUCGAGAGGAAAGAGACGCUGUUGCUACCGCCGAAAUGCAACGCGGGGAGGAGCGCGGUUGGCUCGGGACUCCCUCCUGCUCGGCAGUUUUUUUCCUCCUUUCGUGCUGCGCCUGGGGGUGAUCCUGUGAAGAAAACGGAUAUCUUUAUUGCUGUAAAAACAUGCCGGAAAUUCCAUGGAGACAGAAUACCUAUUGUGAAGCAAACCUGGGAAAGAGAAGCCACUUUCAUGGAAUACUACAGUGAUUAUGCAGAAAGUUCAAUACCUACUGUUGAUAUAGGAGUACCAAAUACCGAAAGAGGUCAUUGUGGAAAGACUUUUGCCAUUUUGGAAAGAUUUUUAAAUCAUAGUCCUGCUAAAAUGCCUUGGUUAGUCAUUGUGGAUGACGAUACCUUGAUAAGCAUCUCUAGGCUCCAGAAAUUACUCAGUUGCUAUGACUUAAGUGAGCCAGUGGUUCUCGGGGAACGCUAUGGCUAUGGUUUGGGAUCAGGAGGCUAUAGUUACAUUACUGGUGGAGGAGGAAUGGUCUUCAAUAGAGAAGCAGUCCAAAAACUGUUUGCGAGCAAAUGCCGGUGCUACAGCAAUGAUGCCCCUGAUGAUAUGGUAAUUGGAAUGUGCUUCAAUGGUUUAGGAAUUCCAGUUACACACAGCCCUCUCUUCCAUCAGGCUCGCCCAAUGGAUUACCCGAAGGACUUUCUAUCCCAUCAAGUUCCAAUAUCAUUUCAUAAACACUGGAAUGUUGAUCCAGUAAAGAUUUAUUUCACCUGGUUGGCUCCAAAUGUACAAGAUUUAGAAUAUGGAAGCAAACAUGUCAGAGAGGAUUUAUAAGCUGUGAAAGUAAUUAAAUAUUGUUAUGGUCUUAAUAUUUAGAAUGUAGAUAAAAUUUAUUGCUCUAUUUAUAAUUAUUUGUUGCCCACAUUGUACGAGACAAUAUGGGCACAAUCCAGUACCACUUUUUGGCACAGUAUGCUGCUUUUUUUUUUUUUUUGACCCCUAUAAUUGGUAUCCCAUAAUUAGAACCACUGUUUAGGGAUAUAGUGUCUGUGCACAAGGCAUUUAACCUCCCCACUGCCACAUUGUGCAUUAUUUUGUGUAGGUACUAAUGAAGGAUAGGUUGGAAACAAGUUUAUAUUAAAUCUUGUGAGUAUACAGGAUCCACAGUUAUUACUAGACCGUGCUCUGAAUAUUGCUGCUCUAAAUCAAAUGGAUGGACUUUUAUUUGUGCACUUAUUCCUUCUUUUUAUUGGCCUUAAAGUUUUAAAAUUAAUGCUUCUGUCCUAGAAUUUUGUAAGCAUUACUUCCUAUAAGAUGAUAAGAUCUUUGCCAAUUCAUCAACAAGUUUUUCUUUGUUCUCUCUAAUUCUUUUGCUUCCCAAAGAAAAGGAUACAUUCUGAAGGGGGGGGGGAAUACAAUACCACAUCCACAUAUACACAUUUUAUCUCAUGUAAUCAUUUUGCAAUUGUUUAAAAUAGGAACAGUGGAAUAGGAUAAAAUGUUUUUCCAGAAUCUGAGUAAAAAGUAUUGCCCUCAUUUUGUUUCUUCAUCUAGCAAGGUUUCACUGCCGUGUGACAAUAACACGGCAUUCCAUUCCCCAUAAGAACUUUAAUUGCUUGGAAUCAAUUCAAGAAGCAGCAGUUACUGGCAAGGAUUGAACAUGCUUCAAAAAUGGUUAGGAAGAAAUGUUUCACCUUCACAGCAGCUCAGCAUUUUUUAUUUUUUGAUACUCAUUAAAACAGCUCCUUUUUUCAAGCUUCUGUGGAAGUCUUCAUCUGCUUUAAGAGCUUUUGUGUUGUGCUUGACCAAACAUCCAAAGCACUUCUGUUGAAUCAUUUUUAAAUGUACACAGCUCUACUG